Messenger RNA from Neolamprologus brichardi, 2772 nucleotides. RefSeq lists its product as uncharacterized. Gene Ontology annotation, biological process: multicellular organism development; homophilic cell-cell adhesion; cell migration. The record is from RefSeq and is a predicted model, not a curated record. Gene Ontology annotation, molecular function: cadherin binding; calcium ion binding; beta-catenin binding. NCBI's taxonomy places the organism in Eukaryota, Metazoa, Chordata, Actinopteri, Cichliformes, Cichlidae. Gene Ontology annotation, cellular component: catenin complex; membrane.
GCAGACUGACCAACUAGCUUCAGCGGAUUUGACAACAACAGGCAGAACUGGCUCCUGAGUCCUAACCCAGGAAUGGCCCUCACUGGACCAACUACCAGGGCUCCAGUCUGCUUGCUGCUGGUUCUCUUGUAUCUUCGCACAGUCACAGGAAUGUCAGGCUGGGGUGGAUGUUUGGACGGCCAGAAUGUAUCUGCAGCAAUCAAAGAAAACACAGUUUGGGGAGAGAUUGUUGCUGAGUUAAUGGCUGACACCACAAUGGAGGGAGUGCAGUGGAGCCUAAUUGGAAAGGAUGCACAUUGGUUUUUCUUGGAUGGAAGCAACAUCCGGCUCAACACGUCAGCUGACCGGGUGCUUGACAGAGAGGCACUGGGACCCAUCCUAAUAGCUGAAUUGACAUGUCAUGAGGACGGCAUCCUUCUGAGUGUUUACAGCGUCCUGGUGAAGAUUCUUAAUGAGAAUGAUAAUUCACCUGUGUUUGCAGAAAACACAGUCCAGACUCUUAUUAUCAGUGAGCUGACUGCAGUGAAUACUGUGGUAUUUACUGUCCAGGCCACAGAUGCCGAUAAUGACAACAUCAUUUACUCAAUUGACCAGGCAUCCCCUGAUGCUGAAUAUUUCAAAAUUGAUCUACCAAACAGUGGAGAGGUGGUGCUGGCCAAGCCUCUAGACUAUGAGACCAAAACUGUGCUUACUGUCACCAUCUAUGCCUCAGAAAUGAACACUGCUGAGCACUACAAUAUCAGCACCAGUACCACCAUCACUGUCCAAGAUGGAGAUGACCAAUACCCACAGUUCCUGCCCUGCACGUGGCUUUUCCAGGAGACUAAUCAAAUCUGCACCAGCCCUGUGUACACGGUCAACGUCACUGAGGGGGAAGAGGACAUUUUGUUGGACUUUUCUCCUGGUCCCAUUCAUGCAGUGGAUGGAGACAGAGGACUCAACUCUUCACUGAGUUACACCAUCCUGUCAGGAGAUGAUGAUGAACAUUUCACGAUGGACAGGCUGACAGGUGAGACGAGGCUCACUCGAGGAGUGAGAGACAGGCUCAUAACUCCACUGCUGUGUCUUCGGGUCAUGGCAUAUCAGGAUAACGACCCCAGGAAGUAUUCUGUUGCUACAGUGUUGGUCCAAGUUCUGGCAGCGAACCAGUUUCCUCCAGAGUUUGACAAGCCUGAAUAUCGUGGCUUUGUAGUGGCAGGAAAAAGUCCAGCCUCUCUGGUCGACACUUACGGUAGCAAAGCACUAGUGCUACAUGUACACGACCAAGAUUUUAACCAAGGUUUCAAUCCAAUGAUCUACUUCACCUUCAAUCCCACAUCCAAUCACACAGACAUCUAUCAAGUCACACAGGAGGGACUCCUGAUAGCCAAGACCAGUGAACUCAAACCAGAACAGGAAUAUGUUCUGGAGGUUAUGGCUGUAGAUCAGGAAUCAGGUGAUGCCACGUUUGCUACCGUAGUUGUGCAGGUGUUACCUGAAGGGCAACCAAUCCCCUAUGGUCCACUGCGAGGUGAUCACGUGAUCGGCUGCACAGUGGGCAAAGCGUUGUUUCUGAGCAUGGUGUUUAUGACUGCACUUGGAUGUGUCCUGUCUAUACUGAUGUGGCUGAAGAAGAAACAGAAGGGAAAGAGAGGCCCAUUGGAGAGAGGCUGUGUAGCACAAGGCAAACAUCCCAAUGUCAGCUUACGGUGGUUCCAGCAGAUGAGUCAUCAUAAUACUAUGCCACACACGGAGGAAGUACCCUACAGCAGUGAAGAAUAUGGAACUUACAAUCCUUCCUUCAGCUUUACUGAAAACUCAGGAAUCUACAUCCAACAAGGAUGUACCCCCUGUCAAGAACCGACCCCACCCACAGAUACAGCUGUACCUGACACCAGCUCCAUCCCCACUGAAACUGUAACCUUCGACAAUAAUGUUUCUACACCAACCAACAUAUCUUGCAUUUCGCCCACUUUUACAGCCCCUGCAAAUGUGAGCCCAACAGAUAAAACUCAGGGUGCUGCUCCACCCAACGAAACCCCCGCUAUCCCACCAGAAUCAAACUCGGAGUCUAUUGAGGAACAAUCUAACAUCAGCCCAAGCCCUGAAAUCGAUGAUGCUGAUACAACUCCACCUGUAACAUGCCCGGAUAUGCAAACAGGCUCCAAUGAUGAUCUUGUUGACCCAACAACUAGCCCCUCCUCUCAAUCCAGUAUUCCAUUCAGUCGUACCCGAAUCGCUUCAGCAGAAAUUGACAAACCCUUUCGUAAAUCUCGCGUGAAGACACCCUCAUAUUCGCCUUUAUUGUCCAUCCCCAGGCAGACAAGCACACCCCCACCCACCCCAGAGGAUGUCCCUUUAAAAGCCACAUUGGUACAUAUAGAUACCUCUCCCACUGAGACGCCACCAGAAACACCAGAGCGAACGGCGGUAGCUCUGAGCACAGAGGUGUACCAACCCUCUACGUCACUGGAUGAAAUAGAAUCAGAGCGUCUCGACGGGACAGCAGACAGUAGCAGUCAUCCUGAGGAAAGAAGGGCAUCGACAAACUCGGGAAACACCCAAGAUGACCGCAGGGUGGGGGAGGAUGAUGAUGGUUUUCUGGGAGAUGAAGAUGCAGACAAGAACAGUGAGGGUGAGUUAGAGUCAGACGAAGAAGAGCUGCUGAGAGUGAUGGCUCGUUGUAAUCCCAUUUUUAUCACAUUUAGUAAGUGAUGUCACUAUGAUAUCGCAGGCGGGCGACAGAAGAUGGAGCAGGUAAGACGAAGAUGGAGAAAUCAUGGAGAAACAAAG